Parnassius apollo (apollo) is the source of this 945-nucleotide messenger RNA. The record is from the annotation of a GenBank genome assembly. Lineage: Eukaryota; Metazoa; Arthropoda; Insecta; Lepidoptera; Papilionidae.
AUGGUAAGUGGAACGCGCCCAGCACCAAAUCAGGCCGACGCGGUCGCAUUCUGGCGCAGCCUGUGGUCAGAGCCUGUAAACCACAACGAGGGCCCUUGGACGGAAGUUGUGGCGAGUCAGUGUGCAGUACGCCUCUCGAAAAUCGACCGUGAUUUCCCCUUUGCGAGCGACCUUUGCGACCUUUGCGAUACGGACUCAAUUCUUUUUGGCGCCGCGCUGGCAGUCUGCCGUAUCAUAGGCGCCAAGGUUUCCACGGCUGGACGCGCUACUGGCCAAAGUAGCGUUAUCCCAGCAUGGAGAAAAAGAAUUGACGAGCGUAUCGCAAAGGCUAGAGCUCUCAUCGGCAGACUGAUAUGCUUCAGAUCAGGAAAUAACAGGCCAAGAAUUGUGCGCACCGUCAAGAUGGCAUUUGCUGGGACAAAUGUCAGUUUGUCCACGCCGGAUAUAAUGCAAAAACUGACGGAGCGCAUAGAUGAUCAGAAGCAGAGAAUCGCUGCUUGGGGAAAGCGGAUUCGGCGAUAUACCGAGAGGUCGACUCGGUUCAACCAGAAUCGUCUCUUCCAGAGUGAUCAGAAGAGGCUCUAUGAAUCAUUAGAGCGACCAAUGGCAAGUGGAACGGGCCCAGCACCGAAUCAGGCCGACAAUGUAACAUUCUGGCGUGGCCUGUGGUCAGAGCCCGUAAACCACAGCGAGGGCUCUUGGACGGAAGUUGUGGCGAGUCAAUGUUCGAGUAUAACGCCCAUGGACCCCGUCAUUAUAACGCCGGAUGACGUAGCUGAGGCGGUCCGUAUUGCCCCGCACUGGAAAAGUCCGGGACUCGACGGGCUGCAUCACUAUUGGCUGAAGGGGUUUGUGUCAAUAACAUAUCUGCUGCUGAACAUUUGCCACAUAAUACGUAUGUAUAAAACACCGGCCGCACUUCAACGUCAACCUAUUACCACUUAA